Messenger RNA from Perkinsus marinus ATCC 50983, 1827 nucleotides. RefSeq lists its product as hypothetical. Bases 1 to 1827 code for a protein of 608 amino acids. Lineage: Eukaryota; Perkinsozoa; Perkinsida; Perkinsidae. The transcript has a single exon. The record is from RefSeq and is a predicted model, not a curated record.
AUGGUCGUGAACGCCACUGCGGCAGUAGUAAAUCCAGCGGAAGAUGUUUGUGUGGUACUAGCAACAGUAGUUGACGUUGAUGAGGUAGUGUCCACAACACUGGUCGAGGCUGCUGUAGUAGCAACGGCAGUUGACGAGGGUGUGGUGGUGGACACAACACUAAUCGGUGCUGGUGUAGUAGCAACGGCAGUUGACGUUGGCGUGAUGGUGGACACAACACUAAUCGAUGCUGGUGUAGUUGCCUCUGCAGUAGUCGAUGCUAAUGUGGUGGCCUCUCCAGUAGUCGAAGCUGGUGUGGUGGCCUCCACAGUAGUCGAAGCUGGUGUGGUCGCCACAACAGUAGUUGCUGCUGGUGUAGUAGCCUCUACAGUAGUCGAAGCUGGUGUGGUAGAAGCCUCUACAGUAGUCGGAGCUGGCGUAGUAGCCUCUACAGUAGUCGAAGCUGGUGUGGUAGAAGCCUCUACAGUAGUCGGAGCUGGUGUAGUAGCCUCUACAGUAGUCGGAGCUGGUGUGGUAGAAGCCUCUACAGUAGUCGAUGCUGGUGUGGUAGAAGCCUCUACAGUAGUCGAUGCUGGUGUGGUGGCCUCUGCAGAAGUCGGCGCUGGUGUGGUAGUAGCCUCAGCAGUAGUCGAAGUUGGUGUGGUCGCCACAACAGUAGUUGUUGCUGAUGUGGUGGCCUCUCCAGUAGUCGAAGCUGGUGUGGUGGAAGCCUCUACAGUACUCGGAGCUGGUGUAGAAGCCUCUACAGUAGUCGGAGCUGGUGUAGAAGCCUCUACAGUACUCGGAGCUGGUGUAGUAGCCUCUACAGUAGUCGAUGCUGGUGUGGUAGUAGCCUCUACAGUAGUCGAAGCUGGUGUGGUAGUAGCCUCUAUAGUAGUCGGAGCUGGUGUAGUAGCCUCUACAGUAGUCGAUGCUGGUGUGGUAGAAGCCUCUACAGUAGUCAAUGCUGGUGUGGUAGAAGCCUCUACAGUAGUCGGAGCUGGUGUGGUAGAAGCCUCUACAGUAGUCGGAGCUGGUGUGGUAGAAGCCUCUACAGUAGUCGAUGCUGGUGUGGUAGAAGCCUCUACAGUAGUCGAUGCUGGUGUGGUAGAAGCCUCUACAGUAGUCGGAGAUGGUGUAGUAGCCUCUACAGUAGUCGAAGCUGGUGUCGUAGAAGCCUCUACAGUAGUCGGAGCUGGUGUAGUAGCCUCUACAGUAGUCGGAGCUGGUGUGGUAGUAGCCUCAGCAGUAGUCGAAGCUGGUGUGGUAGUAGCCUCUACAGUAGUCGAUGCUGGUGUGGUAGAAGCCUCUACAGUAGUCGAUGCUGGUGUGGUAGAAGCCUCUACAGUAGUCGGAGCUGGUGUGGUAGUAGCCUCUACAGUAGUCGAUGCUGGUGUGGUAGAAGCCUCUACAGUAGUCGAUGCUGAUGUGGUAGAAACCUCUACAGUAGUCGGAGCUGGUGUGGUAGUAGCCUCAGCAGUCGUCGAUGGUGGUGUGGUAGAAGCCUCUACAGUAGUCGAUGCUGAUGUGGUAGAAGCCUCUACAGUAGUCGGAGCUGGUGUGGUAGAAGCCUCUACAGUAGUCGGAGCUGGUGUGGUAGUAGCCUCAGCAGUCGUCGAACCUGGUGUGGAAGUAGCCCCAGCAGUGGUGGACGCUGUUAUGGUGGUGACCACUGCCCUAGUGGUCACGACGGUAGUCGAUGGUAUUGAAGUGGUAGGUGUCACAGAGAUAGUCGUUGCCGAUGUGCUCACCGUCUGCACCGUCGUGUCGCUUGUGGUAGAAUCAGCGCAAGAGCAAGGAGUGUUUGAAAUGUGGCAAACACUCGGUGACUUCCAGUACUUACAGUAA